GCGGACCCGUGCGAACAAACAACGUCUGACGGCCUUCUCUCCACGAGUUGUAUCGUUCCUAUCUCCGCGCAAUGGGAUCUUCUAAUACAAAGGAAGACACACCGCCAAAGGCAGAGCAGGAAGCGCCUGAUGCACUGGAAGAAGAUGACGAGCCAGAUGAGUGGGACAAGCGAAUCUUUAGCACAGGCUGCGCCGAUGAGAAUGCGAGAUUGACCGACUGCUACCACGAUAAGAAAGAUUGGAGAGCCUGCAAGGACGAGAUGGAGAGGUUCAGGGAGUGUUGGAAAGCGCAGGGAAAUGACAAACGGACCAGCACCGUAGACUCUACGUGACGCCAAUCCCCCUUUACCUUGGUUUGUACAGUAUGUAUGUAUUAUCAUCAUUAUUAUGUACUUGUACGAGCAUCGAGCAAAAUGCGCAAAGGGGCUCUACCAAUAAUUAUUUGAACACCGA
This is a messenger RNA of Thermothelomyces thermophilus ATCC 42464, 453 nucleotides long. RefSeq lists its product as uncharacterized. Gene Ontology annotation, cellular component: mitochondrial intermembrane space. Lineage: Eukaryota; Fungi; Ascomycota; Sordariomycetes; Sordariales; Chaetomiaceae. Bases 72 to 332 code for a protein of 86 amino acids. Gene Ontology annotation, biological process: mitochondrial respiratory chain complex IV assembly. The record is from RefSeq and is a predicted model, not a curated record. The transcript has 4 exons.